CCCACGUCACAAAUACUACAAAGGCAGGACAAUUUGGACAAUUGACAAUUGUGAACUGCAGAGUCCAACGGAUUGUGUAACCCACUCGCAGGUCAAAUUAUUCAUUAAUCUCGAAUUGUCUAGGUGGUUUUGUCUCAUUAUCCGCCAAUAUGAGUGACGCUCAGGCAAACGAGGCCGAGAAGAAUAUCGAGAUUUGGAAGGUGAAAAAAUUGAUUAAACGUCUCGAAGCUGCGCGUGGAAAUGGAACCUCUAUGAUUUCUCUCAUUAUUCGUAAGAGACUAUAUCCAUCCAUUUGCUUGUAUACUCUCUAACAUGUUGUUCAGCCCCAAAGGAUCAAGUCUCCCGUGCGGCGAAAAUGUUGGCAGAAGAAUACGUAUGUCGACACUUUCCUCGAUAUUUUCCCUUCUACAUGCUGACUCGGGCUUGGAUAUAGGGUACCGCAUCAAACAUCAAGUCUCGGGUUAAUCGUCAAUCCGUUCUUUCUGCUAUCACAUCUACGCAACAAAGACUCAAGUUGUACAACAAAGUUCCGCCAAAUGGCUUGGUCGUAUACUGUGGCGAAAUUCUAACUUCAGAAGGAAAGGAAAGGAAGGUCAACAUUGAUUUCGAGCCCUUCAAGCCCAUCAACACAUCUCUCUACCUCUGCGACAACAAAUUUCACACGGAAGCUCUCGCUGAGUUGUUGGAAUCUGACCAAAAGUUCGGUUUCAUCAUUAUGGACGGAAAUGGCGCCCUUUUUGGUACGUUGAGUGGAAACACUAGAGAUGUUGUUCACAAGUUUUCUGUCGAUUUGCCAAAGAAGCAUGGUCGCGGUGGGCAAUCUGCUCUUCGUUUUGCGCGUCUUCGUGAGGAAAAGCGACACAACUACGUCCGAAAGGUCGCCGAAUUAGCUGUCCAGAACUUCAUUACAGCCGAUAAGGUUAACGUAGCUGGUAUUAUCUUAGCCGGUUCCGCCGAUUUCAAAAAUGAUCUCAACCAGUCCGACCUGUUUGACAACCGUUUGGCCACAAAGGUCAUUAAGGUCGUUGAUGUUUCUUAUGGUGGUGAGAACGGAUUCAAUCAGGCCAUUGAGCUUUCGGCCGAAACACUUAGCAACGUCAAGUUCAUUCAAGAGAAGAAGCUCAUCGGAAAGUACUUUGAGGAGAUCAGUCAAGACACGGGACGAGUUUGUUAUGGUGUUGAGGAUACUUUAAAGGCUUUGGAACUAGGUGCUGUUGAAGUUCUGAUUGUUUUCGAGAACCUCGAAAUCAACCGAUGGGUGUUGAAGGACAGCAAUGGUAAUCAAACAAUUCUACAUACUACUAAGCAAUCCGAGACUGCGAAUCGAGAACAAUUCAUGGACAAGGAAACUGGUCAAGAAAUGGAGGUCGUCUCUUCAGAAUCGUUCUUAGAAUGGAUCGCCGAGAAGUACAGAGAUUUUGGUACAACACUCGAGUUUGUUUCGGACAGAUCUAGUGAGGGUAACCAAUUCGUUAAGGGUUUUGGUGGUAUUGGUGGCCUCUUGCGUUACAAGGUCAACUUUGAGCAGUUGGCCGAAGUCGAUGAUGAUGAUGACUACUACGACGGUAUGUUACGACUGUCUCACAAAUGGUCAAACUUUCAGAAGCUAAUAUUCAUGUAGAUUGACAGUUUGAUGCCCUCGCAUCGGGCGAGGAGCCAACUCCAGUCGAACCGUCAAGCCAAAUUCUGUCACACCGCCCUCGUGCCGUGGAACAGACGACCCCAGCGCAGCCGGCUAGCCCAGCCGGCUCGAGACUAAGAGGGAACUCAGGGAACACCCGUCCCAGCCCUCUUCGGUCCGUCAUGACGGCUUCUUGAGUUGGAGAAACCAUAUUUCAGGUACACGAUCCAUGGUUGUUCGCUCUGGACACUUUCUAAUAGUUUUGUGCAGAACAUAUGAAUCCCUGAAAAACUAGGCGAUACCCUGAUGUUUCUCAUGUGUGUUAAGGUUGAAGAAAGAUUGCGUUUUGGCAGAAUUGCUUGCUAUCAAAAGGUAUGGAAUAUCUGAAGUUCAGUAUCACUAGAUCAACCAUGGAUAGAUCAGAUUCCUGAACUCAAAUAUCAGACAAUUUUUAUACUUAAGCUCGAUGCUUCAUGCUGUUGUCGGUCAC
Messenger RNA from Sclerotinia trifoliorum, 2111 nucleotides. The record is from the annotation of a GenBank genome assembly. NCBI's taxonomy places the organism in Eukaryota, Fungi, Ascomycota, Leotiomycetes, Helotiales, Sclerotiniaceae.